Messenger RNA from Diabrotica balteata, 2315 nucleotides. The record is from the annotation of a GenBank genome assembly. Lineage: Eukaryota; Metazoa; Arthropoda; Insecta; Coleoptera; Chrysomelidae.
CAUAACCUAGGAAAGUAGGGCAAAUUUACUACAUUAUACUAAUUCUGGUUGUAGUCUAAUUUUAUACUGGUAUAUUUAUUUAAGCUUAAACAUGUUAAAUUUUACAAAUCAAUGGCCAGGAAUAUUUUAAACUCUUCAUUUUUGCAUUUUAUAUAACGUUGUUAUGUAAGUUUAUAUUAAAAGGUUAAGGACGAGGAAAUGGACGAACUUUUAUUUCGAAGUUCACAGAGAAUAGAAACUAUUCAGAUACAAAGUAGAGUUUUAGCAACGAGCACUAAAGAGGCUUUGGAAGAAUACAUAAAUCAAGGUAGAAUAUUUUUAAUUAAUGCAUUUAACAGUCCACAUUUACUACAUCUAAGGGCCCACGUCAAAGAAGGAACACUGAGAGUUAUAUCAAUUACCAAUGAGUUUAAAGAAAACAUUGUAUCUUUCGUAAAUCCUAAACAAAUGUAUUUAGCCCUUCUUAACGUCUUUGGAAAAAAAUGGUCAAAAAGAGACAUAUGUUUUGCAUGUGGAGGAUUAGUAGUAGGAGGCCUAGUAGGUUUUACAAUUGGUAUUGCAUAUCACAAAAGAGAACCAAUCUUAAGAUACAUGCAAGCCAUACAUUGUACAAAUUAUAUGGGUCCAGAGUCUGUAGCUGUUGCAGAAGAUGCUUUUGCUCCAUUUGAGUGCACUGACAACUGUGUUUUGGUGAAUGUUAAAGCAGCAUCUAUUCAGUUAAUUGAUGUUCAGAUCUGCCAUGGGUAUGGAAGAACAUUGAGAUGGAUUUUACAAAGAAUGUACUCACAGUCAAGUAAAGAUUUACCUAUCAUCUUAGGUAGAGAUUGCACUGGUAUUGUGACAGACAUAGGCUCAAAGGUGACCAAAUUAGAAGUAGGCGAUGAAGUGUGGUUAACAGUUCCUUUCUGGGCACAAGGUACUUUGUGCCAAUCGAUAUUAAUCCAAGAAAAUAGAAUUGGAAGAAAACCAAAGAAUGUUGGAUUCGAAGGAGCAUGUAGUCUUCCAUAUGCGGGUAGUUUAGCAUUAUCAGCUUUAGUGGAAGCCAGAUUAGAUGCCAUGAAUGCUGAAGGAAAACGGAUUCUAGUAGAAGGAGGAUGUACACCUGUGGGAUGUGUUCUCAUUCAACUUCUUUCUCAAUGGAAAGCGUCAGUAACUGCAACCUGUUACAGGAGAGCACUGCCAGUAGUUAGAGCAUUAGGAGCUACAGACAUAAUCGUCAUUUGUGAAGUAUUGACACCUUCUGACAAAUUUGUACCUGAUAAUAAUCGUCAAGAACAAAAUAAAGCUUUUUUAGAACAGUUGGAAAGCAGAAAUGAAACUUUUGAUGUAAUCUUCAGAACGGGAAUUGAAUGCGAGUGUUCCAAAGAAGAACUGAGUAUUUAUCUUAAGACUGAUGGUGCCUUUAUAUCAACGCUGCCACCUGUAAUUGAUUCUGACACUUACGGAGUUUUUCGUAGAUUUUUACUCUGUUUAUAUAUAAAUAUGAGAUACAAAUUACAGAAUCUUCUUGGCCUACCAAUCAAUACAUAUGAUGAGACUCACUUGUGUAGCGUAACAUUAGACAGACUCUCUGAAUUAGUAGAAGAUGGAUACGUACAAACAGUAGUAGAUAAAAUCUAUCAACCUCAAGACAUUGAAGUAGCUGUAAAUCACAUCCAGAGCCCUCAUUCGAUAGGAAGUACAAUAAUAACGUUUCGAUAAGAUUCAUAAUCAAACGAUAUUAAAAACUAUGAUUCGAUAGGUACUAGGCGUGACUAAUUUUUUAUAUAACUGUUGACGUGUGUUUGUUUCGGUUUUUGAGCGUCUUAGACCCUUUCAGUAGAAAUCAAAGAACCAAAAGAAUCGUCAUCGUCCAAAAACGCUUCAUUUCCUACCGUACUACUCAUCCGAUUAAAUUCACUCGGGAAUUUCUUUUUAAUCAAUCAGAUCCACUUUUGAUUUUAUUAUACGACCGACGCCGACGUUUAAAUAUUUUUGGCUGGAGUGUUGUCAAGUAAAUCAAGGACCCAUCUAAAAGAUACUUACUUACACUGAAGUGAGUGUACGAGCUUGUUAAGCUAUCCAACUCUUGACAUUAGUGCAAUUAUUUAACAAAACAAAACGACGUUAGAUUCCUGUUUGUAUUAUACAGUGUAGGUAAAAGUUUAUGGUCGGUAUGGUAAAAUUGAACAGGAUAUCUAACACAGAUAUAAAAUCAUAGUUGGGUCUCCCCUCCAUAUUUCUAAUAGACGCCUAUUGCCCAUUAGUGAGACGAUUAGUUCCGAUCAGAGAUAUUUUACAUAUCUCUGGUUCCGAUCCUAAUAUACCUUAAAAAC